UCGCCGCUGCUCUGCUCCUCUCUCCUCACCGUGCUUCCUGCCUCCCUGCUUCGACUUGAACUUGUUCUCCUACUCCUCCUUCUCCUUACGACCUCGUGGGGCGGCGAGGCGCGUCCGUUUCCCCCGGCGAGAUCUCCCCACCAUGCCGGAGGCAAAUGCGGCUGCCCGCGGCGGCGGCGGCGGCGGGGAUGCCCGGGCGGCGGAGCAGCGGAGCAACAACAAGAAUUCGGAAGAGAUGGGUUUCUUCAGUGAAUAUGUGGAUGCCAGCAGAUACAAAAUCCUAGAAAUCAUUGGGAAAGGAAGCUACGGUGUUGUAUGCUCAGCUAUUGACCAAGAGACUGGUGACAAGGUAGCAAUAAAGAAGAUACAGAACAUCUUCGAGCAUCUAUCCGAUGCUGCUAGGAUCCUCCGUGAGAUCAAGCUUCUCCGGCUUCUACGGCAUCCUGAUAUUGUCCAGAUCAAACAUAUAAUGCUACCGCCAUCGAGGAGGGAUUUCAGAGACAUUUAUGUUGUCUUUGAACUGAUGGAUACAGACCUCCACCAAGUUAUCAAGGCUAAUGAUGACUUAACAAAGGAACAUUACCAGUUCUUUCUCUAUCAGAUGCUUCGUGCGCUGAAAUAUAUCCAUACUGCCAAUGUUUAUCAUCGCGAUUUAAAGCCAAAAAAUAUAUUAGCAAAUGCUAACUGCAAACUGAAGAUAUGUGAUUUUGGACUAGCAAGAGUUGCAUUCAAUGACACCCCUACAACAGUUUUCUGGACGGACUAUGUUGCCACUAGAUGGUACAGAGCUCCCGAGCUCUGUGGUUCUUUCUUUACUAAGUAUUCACCAGCUAUUGAUACCUGGAGUAUCGGUUGCAUUUUUGCGGAGAUUUUGACAGGAAAGCCUUUGUUCCCUGGUAAAAAUGUGGUUCACCAAUUGGACUUGAUGACUGAUCUCUUAGGUACACCAUCAACAGAGACAAUUUCUCGGAUUCGAAAUGACAAGGCAAGGAAGUAUCUGAGCAGCAUGAGGAGGAAACAGCCAAUACCUUUUUCAGAAAAAUUCCCCAAUGCAGAUCCUUCAGCGCUCAAGCUCUUAGAAAGGCUUCUAGCAUUUGAUCCUAAGGAUCGACCAACUGCUGAAGAGGCAUUGGCUCAUCCCUAUUUUAAACGUCUUGCAAGAGUGGAGAGAGAACCAUCAUGCCAACAACCAAUUUCAAAAACGGAGUUUGAGUUUGAGCGAAGAAAAUUUACCAAAGAAGACGUCAAGGAACUUAUAUUUAGGGAGAUAUUGGAGUAUCACCCAAAACUUCUCAAGGAUUACAUGAACGGUUCCGAAAAGACAAGCUUUCUAUAUCCUAGCGCUGUUGACAAUUUCCGGAGGCAAUUUGCGAACUUAGAGAUAGAUGGAGGAAGGAGCGGGGCGGCUGACAGGAAACAUUUUUCUCUCCCGAGGACUACAACAGUCCAUUCUGCGCCAAUUCUUCCAACAAAUGGUCCAACCUCUCAAGUUCCUCAAAGAAUCCCAACAGCUAGACCAGGGAGAGUGGUUAGCUCAGCAAUGCAAACGGACAAUCCAAGCGUCUCUGAUCGACACAAUGGACGAAGAGUAGCCAGGGAUCCGGCAGUUCCUCCAGCAGCUGCCUACCACCUGAAGUCAGACUACUCUGACAGACAGCAUCAGCAGGAAUUUGAGAAGGAUCGUGUGCGGCCUGACAGACAGCGUCAGGAAGAGCUUGAGAAGGAUCGCAUGCAGUACAGGCCAGGGCAUCACUCCAUGGAUGCCAAGGUUGCACCAGAGAUAUCUCCAUACAUGCGGUCUUCGCCUUACUACAUACCUCCGUUCAAUGGGAUCGCCGCGGUUGCAAGUGGAUACAGCAAGGUUGCUGCAGUCACAAGGAUGUACUAGAGCAAUGGCCAGUCGGGUUCGCCGUGCCUGCCUUUGCUGAGCGUGAGAAGGGAGUGAGACCAGCCAUGAUUGACAUUCAAGGCACAAAUUCAGAGCGUAAGUCGGUGGUCCAUAGAUGAUCAAGUGAUGCAAGCCAUGGAUGCCAAGGAAGAACUUCUGGCUGUGAAAACGGCGAGCAUCGCCCAUGUCCAUUGCUGUAGAUACUGUGUGCCAAUCUUCUCUUCUUUCUAGAAGAGGGAAGAAAGACAGUGAAUUUUCUCCUCUUUUUAAUUAGGAUUUAGGGAACAGGCGCUUUUGUAUAUAUUACAGCGAGUUCUGCUGCUCGCUGCUGCUGCUGCUGCUGCUGCUGCUUGUGUUAACAGAUUCAAACAAUCCUCUCAGAGGUGAAGUAUCUCUGUUCAAGAGGAAUUUUAAGUUCUGGAGUUCCUUUGCCAGACACCUUUUAUGGAAUGGUCGUAGCUGUGAUGAAUUGCUA
This is a messenger RNA of Brachypodium distachyon (stiff brome), 2363 nucleotides long. Its product is annotated as mitogen-activated protein kinase 7. NCBI's taxonomy places the organism in Eukaryota, Viridiplantae, Streptophyta, Magnoliopsida, Poales, Poaceae. The record is from RefSeq and is a predicted model, not a curated record. The transcript has 10 exons. Gene Ontology annotation, biological process: intracellular signal transduction; protein phosphorylation. Gene Ontology annotation, molecular function: ATP binding; MAP kinase activity. The coding region runs from base 143 to 1888 and encodes 581 amino acids. Gene Ontology annotation, cellular component: nucleus; cytoplasm.